Nerophis lumbriciformis (worm pipefish) is the source of this 5550-nucleotide messenger RNA. Its product is annotated as proteinase-activated receptor 3. Gene Ontology annotation, biological process: blood coagulation; phospholipase C-activating G protein-coupled receptor signaling pathway; thrombin-activated receptor signaling pathway. The record is from RefSeq and is a predicted model, not a curated record. Gene Ontology annotation, cellular component: plasma membrane. Gene Ontology annotation, molecular function: thrombin-activated receptor activity. Lineage: Eukaryota; Metazoa; Chordata; Actinopteri; Syngnathiformes; Syngnathidae.
UAUGACCUCGCCCCACUUGGGGAUCAUAUUUCUGGGAUAAAUAACCAACGACAUGACGUCUGCCAAUGGAACCCUGAUCAAAAGCUGACACGCCACCUUUGAAUAUCAUAAAUAAAGCCAUAAAGACGAGGGCUCACUCGGGUUGUAAAAGCAGAGACCAACCCACACAGCAGCUUCGCACUGUUGACUUUUCCUUUUUUUUUUGGUGUGUGCCCGGGACGCAGAGCUGAGCAGAGGACACGCCGAGUCCAAGACGGGGGAAACUAUGGGGAAAUAUUUAUUUUUCCUGGUUUUAGUCCUCUGUCUAAGUGCCACGGUCCAGAAAAAAGGCAAAAAGAAAUUCAGAGCGCCUAAGAACGCCUCCGAGGUUGUGGGGCCCAGAACCUUCAAAGGCCACCUGGUGGCACAAAGCCGGGUCUCUCUGAACCGGACCCCAGCUCCCGGUUCGCCGCUCCCCCCUCCGAAGCUGCGGUUGCUAAGCAACAGCACAGCGGGGUACCUGGACGGCCCCCUGAGCACCGAGGUCCUCCCCAUGGUCUACAUGCUGGUCAUUGUGGUGGGCGUGCCCGCCAACGUCGCCAUCCUGACCGCGUUGGCCGCCAAAGUCCGCCAGGUGUCCUCGGCCAUCCUCUACAGCAGCCUGGCCGUCUCCGACCUCCUCCUCCUCGUCUCGCUCUUCUUCAAGGCCCACUACCAUCUCCACGGCAACCACUGGGUGCUGGGGGAGGCGGCCUGCCGGGUGGUGACGGCCUGUUUCUACGGCAACCUCUACUGCUCGGCGCACACGCUGGCCUGCAUCAGCAUCCAGCGCUACCUGGCCGUGGCGCACCCCUUCGUGUACAAGCGUCUCCCCAAAAAGUGCUACGCCGCCUGGACCACCUUGACCGUGUGGGCGGUGUUCGGCGCCGCCGUCCUGCCGGAGCUGCUGGUGCGGCAGAGCUUCUGGAUCCCCGAGCUGGGCCGCACCACCUGCCACGACGUGCUGCCCCUGGACCUGGGCUCCCACGUCUUCCUGCUCUACUACAACCUCUUCCUCACCUUAGUGGGUCUCCUGGGACCGCUCGGGGUGACGGUUCUGUGCUACGGCCGCAUCAUGUGCGAGCUGCAGCGCUCGCACCUGGACUGGGCCGCCUACAUGAAGGCCAGCUCGCUGGUCUUCGCCAUCUUCCUGGUGUGCUUCACCCCCGCUGGGGUGGUGCAUUUCCUCCACUACGUGCAGCUCUUUGUGGACGGGACCGAGGGCUCGUACGCCGUCUUCAACGUGGCCGCGUGCCUGUGCUGCGUGCACGCCUGCCUGGACCCCUUCCUCUUCCUGCUCAUGUCCAGAUCCACAGGAUCCAGUUUAUACUCCGAUGCGUCCAAGCCCACAAGGUUGAGCGUGUCUUCUUGAAAAAACAUUUGACUCAACUGGAGGACAAGUGGGUAUCUUGCCAACUUCCUGGGCUUGUCUUUUUGGGACCUGGCUCUGCCUUCCCGGGGUAUUUAGAAAGAUGUCCUGGGCAUGACGUUAAAGUGCAUCCGGCAGUGGAGGCUCCUCUAUGGGGUCUUGGGGCACUAGGAGGUUAACCCCUUUACUACUGUUACCCCAGGUGGCCCUUGGCAAAGGCCUAGUACCUGACUGCCCCCUAGCCAGGGAUACGGUGAAGACCUCAACGGCGGAGCAGGCGGAAGACGGUAGAUGUAAGAACUACCACAACGGUUGCGAUGGCGGAAGAAGGCACCCUCACAUCCAUGUGGGCCCAGUUAUGGGGAAAUAACAACCCAAGACCUCAACGGUGGAACAGGCGGAGGAUGAUUGCUAACCCUAUGGAGCGUCACAACGGCUGGGAUGGCGGAUGAAGGCUGAAGCAGAAAAGGGUCUCCAGCCGUCUUGGACUCCAUGCCACUGGACCCUGACCCGGAUUUGCCAAGGAUCGUGUGGUGACUGUCUGUGCACCAGUCUCCCCACGUUAAACUAAGUCACGCACAGGCAUACCUAUGGAUACUAAAGGGAUACUAUUGUCACUUGCGGUCCUUAAUCUUUUCCACUGAAGGCCUGAUACUGAAAAACCAAAGGAUUUAGGGACACAUUUUAAAUUCAAUUUCAUAUAUAACAUACCAAUGAGAGCUGAAGAUCAGGAUCUUCAGCUCUCAUUGGAUCGGUUCGCAGACGAGUGUGAAGCGACUGGGAUGAGAAUCAGCACCUCCAAGUCCGAGUCCAUGGUUCUCGCUCGGGAAAGGGUGGAGUGCCAUCUCCAGGUUAGAGAGGAGAUCUUUCCCCAAGUGGAGGAGUUCAAGUACCUAGGAGUCUUGUUCACGAGUGAGGGAAGAGUGGAUGGUGAGAUCGACAAACGGAUCGGUGCGGCGUCUUCAGUAAUGCGGACGCUGUAUCGAUCCGUUGUGGUGAAGAAGGACCUGAGCCGGAAGGCAAAGCUCUCAAUUUUCCCAUCCUCACCUAUGGUCAUGAGCUUUGGGUUAUGACCGAAAGGACAAGAUCACAGGUACAAGUGGCCGAAAUGAGUUUCCUCCGCCGGGUGGUGGGGCUCUCCCUUAGAGAUAGGGUGAGAAGCUCUGUCAUCCGGGAGGAGCUCAAAGUAAAGCCACUGCUCCUCCACAUGGAGAGGAGCCAGAUGAGGUGGUUCGGGCAUCUGCUCAGGAUGCCACCCGAACGCCUCCCUAGGGAGGUGUUUGGGGCACGUCCGACCGGUAGGAGACCACGGGGAAGACCCAGGACACGUUGGGAAGACUAUUUCUCCCGGUUGGCCUGGGAACGCCUCGGGAUCCCCCGGGAGGAGCUGGACGAAGUGGCUGGGGAGAGGGAAGUCUGGGCUUCCCUGCUUAGGCUGCUGCCCCCGCGACCCGUCCUCGGAUAAUCAGAAGAAAAUGGAUGGAUAUAAUAUGCUGUAUUUUUCGGACUAUAAGGCGCAAUUAAAAUCAUUUUAUUUUCUCAAAAAUCGGCUAAUGUACGGAAUAAUUCUAGUUGUGCUUACCGACCUCGAAGCUAUUUUAUUUUGUACAUGGUGUAAUAGUAAGUGUGACCAGUAGAUGGCAGUCACACAUAAGAGAUACGUGUAGACUGCAAUAUGACGCCAGUAAACAACGGCAAAACUUUAGAUGUUCCAUUGAAAAUAUAGAACAUUACACACGGCGCUCAAAAAUCCGUCAAAAUGUUUUAGUACGACUUUGAAGCCGCACCGCUUGAUGGAUUGUCGGCCCAUUACGGCUACCGUAGUCCGAGAUACAAGUAUUAUUAUGGUGUGUGUAUAAGGACCGCAAAAUGGCACCCAUUAGGAGACAUAUUAUCUGGCGUUUAGUUUUGCAAUAUUAUGCAAAAGCAACUUUUCUUACCUUCUGGUACUUACUGAUGUGUUUUUGGGAUCUGCAUAAGUCCUGAAAAUUUGCGCACGUCCACCAUUGUCGUCCGUGGCGACACCAUAGUCGAUAAGCUUCUUCUUUUUCACUAUUUUCUUGUUAUGGGGCAUUUGUAAUAUAAAGUAGCGUAAAGUUAUUACUUAUAUCUGUCAGUAAACUCGCCAUGAAAGCACUAAAACAUACCGGUGUAGUGACUUUACAUUAUUCACCCAAGGAACUUUAGUUAUUAGAGAGUUCCGGUCAGACGCUUUUUCCACGGUACAUAUUUCCGGCGUUGUUGUUGCACUAGUGAACCACGGAUGAGGAGAUGCUGAUUCGUUAUUGGUGGAGGUAAAGUCUGAAUGUCAUUAAGACAGUUAGCGCCAUCUUUUAACACUUCUUCCACACCCGUCCUUGCACGCUACACCGCUACAACAAAGAUGACGGGGAGAAGACGCUGUCGAAGGUGAGCCACGUAAAUAAGACCGCCCACAAAACGGCGCCUCCUGAAGCGACUGUCGGAAAGUUGAUAAUAGAUUUUAAUAAUAGAUUUUAUUUGUAAAAGCACUUUACAUUGCGCAAACAACCUCAAAGUGCUACAGUGCAUUAAAAUAAAAAAUAAAAACAAUUAAUAAAUAAUAAUAAAUAAAUAAAAUAAAAAUAAAAACUAGAACAGCCUAAUAGCUAGAACUAGCACACAUUUAUCUAAUAUCUAAAAAAAGGCUUAAAAAAAAAAAAAGGGGUUUUAAGCCUUUUUUAAAAGCAUCCACAGUCUGUGGUGCCCUCAGGUGGUCAGGGAGAGCGUUCCACAGACCGGGAGCGGUGGAGCAGAAAGCCCUGUCUCCCAUUGUUUGAUCUGUGAAACAUCUAUGCAACAUUUUGAGCAAAGAACCACCAUUACAUGUUAUGUAGACCACAAGGAAGUCUUUUACAUUCACAAAAUAAUCAUGAUAAUAUGACCCCUUUAAUGCGUUUUAUGUAUGAAAAUAGACCUCAAUAGACCCACUUAUAAUCCGGUGCGCCUUAUAGUCCAGAAAAUAUGGUAAUCCAGGGUUGUCCAGACUUUUUCCGCACACUGGAAAUGUUUUGAUAUUUUUUUAUAAAAAAAUUAAUAAAAAUACAAUAUAUAUAUAUAUUUUUUUAACCCUUAGGAUUUUCCUCAAAUUUGGUCCUGGGGGCGAGGGAAGGUUCUCGGUUAUAAAAUUAUAUACUUUUUUUUCAACGCUUAAAUUGUAGAUGACCUUCAGAUUUAUCUUUUGGUAUAAAGUUUUUAAUAUUCCCCCCUAAAUGUUUCCAAGUGUAAUAUUUUAUGCAAAGUAAUUGGAGCCUUGUUAAUAAUACAACAUUGAUUUUGAUUCAUUGUUUAGUUUUGAACAAUGACAGUUUUGUUUUAAAAAAAUACAUAAAAAAAUCACGCUAAAAUUCUCAGGGAUGCAAAAGGGCAAUCGUAAAAGUGUUAAAAAUAAGUCAUGCAUUUCUAUUUUCUUACUUUCAAUGCUUAAAUCUCUAAAUCAAGGUCAGGUCAACCCAUCGAUAAUAUGUUUUUAUUUGAUGUUACGGGAAACUUUGCUUUUUAUGGCAAAAUUUUACCCCCCAAAAAAUAUUUCAAAGUGGAAUAUUUUAUUGUGAAGUAACUGGAGCCUUGAACAAGUCAACAAUUCACAGCAGCACUUUUUGAUUCAUUAUUAUUUUUUAAACAGCCUGCAUAGCAGCUUUGUGUUAUUAGAGUCAACAUUGCAACUUUUUCUCCUUACAUUUCACCUGUUGGCUCUUUUAUUCCACUUUUUUUACGCUUAUUUUUGUGAUAGUACUUGUAUAAUGUGCUGCGGCCAUUAAAAAAUAAGCUUAAAUGUUAUGAUUAAAUGUAUCUGUAUUUUUUUUGGUACAAAAACCGGCAUAUCUAGCAGGCUUUUAGUUCAUCAAAGCUUUAUUUUAAACAUUGUAGCAAAGCCUACUUCUUUUGUCAUUUACAAAGCUGUGCUAAAAUGAAUGUAGUGAGUUGACAGUAUUGCCUGCGAUAUUAGGCCAAACUAACACAAAAAAGUUGCUUUAAAAGUGUGUUUACUUUUUGUUUUGUAUGCUGUGCACUGAUACAACUAAUAAAUGAAAGUCUUAACAUGUUAAUUAUCAAUUAACGUGAUUUAUUUUGCUGUGUCUGCUGGCUUCAGAUGCUUUAUGUUGUCAUUGAACGUUUAUUAUUUGAAUAAAGUCUUAAUUGUC